AUGAUUAAACCAAAAAUGAUAGAAAAUGAGAAAGAUUUUUGUUGUUAUUAAGGACAUAAGUUGCCUGUUGUUACAAUUGCACUUGAUCCAUAAUUAAAAAGGAAUCAAAGACUCUUAUGCACAGAAUGUUUAGAGAAUGCAGACUUAGAUGCUAAAGUGGUCGGAUUAAAGAAAAUGAUUUCAUUAAUUGAAGAAGCCUAAUUAAAGAAGAUGGAAAAAGUAGAUUAUAUAAUAGAUAAAUAAAUAAAGUUAAUUGAAUAAUUACAUAGUAUUAUAGAUCAAAUGAGAUCAUAUGCGAUCUAAUAAUUUGAUUCAUAGAUUACAAUAAUAAAGGAAUGGAUUAGAAAUCUAUAAUAAUAAAGAUCAUAAUCUUAGUAUAGCUUUUAUGGACAAUUAGAAAUUAUGAUUAUCAAUUAAAAUAAAAUUGAUGAUAACUCUUAACAAUUGAUUCAUGAAAUUUAAUAAACAAAUCACUGUUGGACUUCCAAAUUAUAUCCAAAAUUAGAAUUAUUUAAUAAAUUCAUAGAAUAUCAAAAAUGUAAAGAAUUAUUCUCAAAGUUAGAAUAAUCUACUCAGACAUUAACUAUAAAUUAAUAAUAAUAAUAAUAAAUAAAAAUAGAUUAACUUAAUCAUGAUGAAUAAGAAUCAUUAUAGAAAUCUCAAAUCAAAUUAAAACUAAUUGAUUAAUCUCUUAAAUAGAAUGAUAGGUGUAAUACAAUAAUUUUUGAUUCUUCCGGGUCAAUUAUGGUAUCAACCUAAAAUGAGGAUAUUAAAGUAUGGAGUUUUCUGAAUGGAACAAUCAAAUUAGUAAAAACAUUGCAAGAACAUACUGAUUGGGUCUAAUGUUUAGUUUAUAGUAAAAAAAAGAAUUCGUUUAUUUCAUGUUCUUUAGACAAAACAAUAAGAUGUUGGUAAUCAAUGAACUAAACUGAGUGGAUUUCUUCACAACCUUAUGAAUAACAUACAGAUUCUGUAACUUGUAUUGUAUUGAAUUAAAAUGAGGAUUUACUAUUUUCUGGGAGUAGAGACAAAUCAAUUAAAGUUUGGAAGGUUGAUUUUAAUCAAAAUAAUUUGGUUUUUUUGUAUUCUUUGGAUAAACAUAAUAAUAAAGUUGUGUCUUUAAGUUUAAAUUAAUCAGAAAAUUAACUAGUUUCAUGUGCUGAUGGUUAGAAUGAAAUAAUUAUUUGGGAAAGAAGAGAAAAAGAUAAAUUUGAAUUCAAAUAUUUUGUUAAAUAAUCAAUUAAUGACUUUGGGUUGAAAGUUAAGUUCAUCAAAGAGAAUUAAUUUAUUUGGAUAACUGGUGAUAAACAAUUAGACAGACUUUAUGUAUUUGAAUUAAAAUAAGGAGUCUAUUAAGAAAAUUAGGAUAAGACAAUUCAAUUCAUUACAAAUAAUGAAAUUUAUGAUGAAUACCGUUUUCCAAUAAUUUAUAAUAAGGAGAGGAAUUUAAUAGUAGUAAGACAUAAGAAAUAUAUAUAUAUCAUUAGAGAAAUUAAUGAUGGCAAUUACAAAAUUGAAGAUUAAUUAAAUUGUGAUACCUACUUUAUUUAUGGAAAUAUCACAAAUAAUGGGCAAUAUUUGGUGUAUUGGGAUGGCAAAAAUUUAGCAUAUUCAACUUAUGAAUUAUUAAAUAAAUGA
This is a messenger RNA of Paramecium octaurelia, 1638 nucleotides long. The record is from the annotation of a GenBank genome assembly. Lineage: Eukaryota; Ciliophora; Oligohymenophorea; Peniculida; Parameciidae.